AUGCCUCUGCGCUCCCUCCGCCCCGGCCGUAGCGAACGAGACCUCAAGCGACGGAGUACCCUCGACCCUGCCGGCUUCUUCAAGCGCGCCGACAAGGACGCGCGCUUCGACAGGUCGGCCGAGAAUCUGGACUCAGGCCGAAUCGCUGCCUCUGAGGAUGGCUACCGUCCAACAUCCACCGACAUUGCGCGGCCCUCGACAGGCCACGAUGAUGAUGAUGACGACUCCCCGCCUUCUCCACCCGUACAGGAACACACUCCCAACACCAAGCGCUUCAGUCUGAUGCGCUUCCGCCAUGCCUCUGAUCCGCAACUCUCCGCCAAGGCAAAGGAACAUGCCGCCCGGGACGACGAUGCACCGCCCGUCCCUCGCGUGCCCGGUAAUCCUGCGCCGCCCGCAAUCAUCACCACUGCACCCACCGUAGCCGACCACGAAGACGAGGACAAGACUCCGCCCAAACGGAGCAGGAUGCAACAGUUCGCCCUGCGCCGGCGCUCGUUCGAUCCGUCCACGUUUGACAAACCGACGACGCUGCGCAAGUCGAUGGAGAAGAAGCGGAAGCCACUAGGCUUCAAGAAGAGUCAUGGAGACCUCCUGGACGAGAAGGCGCGAGCCUCGACGAGCAGCCAACGCCGCCCCGACGUGCUUGCCGAAUCGCGAGAAUCUGCGGAAAGCACCACUUCCCUGGCUCCUCCCACCAGGGCAUCCGAGUCGUCCAGGUCAGAUGGAAGCUCCGGUGGACAUAUUUCUUUUGAGUCGACCCCACGACCCGCUCACCCGGCCCGCGUUGGCUCUGGACGAUUUACCUUUGGCCGUCGAAAACAGCGUGCAUCAUUAUUUCCACUCCCUAUGAAAAUCGAGCCUCCGCAGUUCCCCGACACAGCGCCUGCUACACCACGCCAGUCCACCGGCGCGAGGAGUUCCGCCUCAAUCCAUCAUUCACCAACCGAAAGUCCCCCAUUGACCGCCCGGCGCUUCACCCAUGGAGAAUCUGGGGCACAGACGCCACCAGUCCCUUCUGCAUCGCAAGUUGCUCUAGCUGCUGGUGCUUUGAAUUUAGCCUCAUCUGGUCCAGGCACUCUCUUUCGCAACGACUCGUACAGGUCAACCCGAUCCGCUCGUACCUCGCCAAACAACAAUGGUUCAGCUCGCAUGGGGCUUAGGGGGCGCUCAUCGACCAUGGGAUCAAUGGGCGGGCGGUCGGACGGCGCAGGUUCGCCAACACCACCUGGUGGACCCAGCGGAAGAAACUCUACCUCCACAGCAGGAAGGAGUAGCUUCAGCAAUUUGUUCGGCCUGAGUUCAAGAUUUCGUCAGAACUCCGAGCCCCAUUCACCUAGGCAUGCUUCACCUGCUCACGGCCUUUUAGGAAGCUCAGCCUUGUCUUCACACCAAAAUUCCAUGAAUAUCAGCCGGGAAGCACUCAUAUUACCAGAUCGCGAAGAGGGUGAAACACCUGGGCGGUAUUUGGAAAAAAUCGAGGCAAACAACUUCGACAAGAGCGUCGUUGCAAGCUAUCUCAGCAAGACUGACGAUCCGUUCCUUCUCGCAGUAUUACGAAGCUACAUGCGAAAAUUUGCUUUCUUCGGUGAUCCAAUCGACAUGGCCAUCCGCAAAUUACUCAUGCAGGUUGAACUACCCAAGGAGACGCAGCAAAUCGACCGUGUUCUGCAGGGGUUCGCUGAUCGGUAUCACGAGUGCAACCCCGGCAUCUACAUUAACACAGACAAGGCUUAUUUCAUAUCCUUCUCAAUUAUCAUCCUGCAUACAGACGUAUUCAACAAAAACAACAAACGCAAAAUGCAAAGGCCGGACUACAUCAAGAACUCUUCCUGUGAUGGCGUCUCGGCUGAUGUCUUAGGUUGCUUUUACGACAAUAUUGUCUAUACUCCAUUCAUCCACAUCGAGGACGAGGUCGACCUUAAGAACAUCACCUCGAAGAAAAGCAAGAGAACUGCAGUGCUCAAGGGGCCAAUGAACGAUCCAGCGCGCAAAGCGGCCAAGGAACCCAUCGAUCCGUACACACUUAUCUUUGAAGGAAAAUUAGACGCCCUCCGUCCUACGAUUCGAGACGUGAUGCAACUGGACGAUCCUUACAAUUACACUGGCACUACUGCGACGCUGGACACCAAGAACGUUUACAAGUUAUUCUCCAAAUACGGCGUCAUACAAAUCGUGUCCUCUCGAUCAAGACCAGAAGCUUUCAUGUCCGAUGCUGCCCAAGAGAACCCCUUCGGCACCUCAGUUGGUAUCGUCGAAAUGCCGGUCACAAAAGUUGGAGUCUUGUGGAGAAAGGACACAAAGAAGAAGAAGGCACGAUCGCCUUGGCAAGAAUGGGGUGCUGUUCUUACGCGGUCAGGAUUGUCUCUUUUCCGAAACUCUACUUGGGCGAAGAACUUGAUGAGCCAGCACGAUCAACAUCUCAAGCGUGGUGAGACUGGCCCAGUCGUAUUCCAACCUGCACUUCCCGACUUCAAGCAAGACCACAUCAUACCCAUGGAUGGUGCGGUCGCGCUCGUUGACAACACAUACAAGAAACAUAAGAAUGCGUUUGUCAUGUUUUCAAAGGCAGGCGAGGAGACGUUUCUGGCCGAUAGCGAGAAGGACUUGAACGAAUGGCUAGGCGUGCUAAACUAUACCGCUGCGUUUGAGACACUCGGCGUUCGAUCAAGAGGCAUGAUCGGUGGGCUGUAUGAAGGCCAAAAGAACCGUGGCAUGCGACGCCUUGAGUCAUCGCAUUCUACCAAGACAAUACCAACAGCUACUGGCGAUGUGACGAUACAAAGUGGCAAGAUCGACAGCCAGUUUGCAACGCAAAUGAUGAAUGCUCGAAAAGAUCUUAUGCAAGUGCGCAUCACUGAAUCUGAGGACAGGCUUACCAAUGCUAUAAAAGAGCUGGAAGCACGCCUGCGGGAUGCGAGACAUCUCCAGAUUCUUGCACCUAUCCAACCAAAAACUCGCGAGCUCGUCAUUCAUGCUGCGGGCCGGUUGUCAGCAAAGCUGAAAUGGAUACGCAUUGACAUUUGGCGGAUGAAAUGCCACCGUGACAUUCUGGCUCAGGAGCUGGAAGAUGAGAGGCAAGGCAUUGUUGAGCAACAAGCACAGAGUGACCGAGCCUCAGAGCCUACCCAAGCACAGCAGCCACAACUUUCUCCACAGCAGUCGAACAGAACGUCAAAAGUCAGUGGACUCGCGCGGUUGACUUCAAAGACCAGCUCAAUGACCAGUGGACCCAAGCAGGUUCCCCUGUCUCCUACUUCAUCAGCUCGUCCAGGUACCAAAUCUUCUAGAGAUACUGAUUUUGGUGGAGAUGAAACUUUCAAGACACCACCAGAGACGACACAGUCAAGCCCUAAAGACCCUUCAGCACAGUUCCAGGCUUCGCCCAUGUUGUUUUGUCCCAGCACAUCUGACCGUCGAAGCUCGUUUGCCAGCUCCUCAGCACAGUCUCCAAGGAUGUAUCCUUCUGACCAUAGGCCCUCGAUAUCGACAACUGGCGACGGCACAUUAGGCUCAGAUUCUGACUCCGAUUCUGAUGAUGAUUCUCGCUACGCUACUCCACCUCCAGGUGAGGUGGGUGACCUGGAACCGAGAACGCCAGAGCCCACACCUUUCGAGGGCACUCAACCGGAAUCUGCCGUUGAUGUUGACUAUGAGCAAUCUCUCGCUGCUUUGACAGGGUCGCCUAGAUCUCGUACAAAGCAAAGAAGAAGUCUGCAUCGCACUCUUCGAGAAUCCCGUGGCAGCUCUUCUCACCGCCGCGGCCACAAGGGUAGGGACUCUGCCUCUACGAUUACCAGCGAAAGCACAGAAGGUGACGGGGGACUGGCGCGUAGCAAGGGUAGCUUUACCGUCCAUGGCAAGAAGGCGUCCGUCAUUCAGUUUGGUGGCGAUUGGCACAAUACCACAGCAGAAGAACGCUUGAAGACAGUAAAACAACUCCAAGAGGCGGCGGAAGCAGUCUCCCCUGAUGAGAGGGAUGGCAGCGUUUUCAGCCAUGGCACGGCGGGGGCGCCCUCUCCCGGGAGCGGCGGUAAUGAGCCGCUUUACGUCCGCAAGAUGUCUGCAGACACUACAAAGUCGCGACACGUGUCAUCCCAGACAAUCACGCCUGCAAAUUUCCGCGAAUCAUUCAGAAUAGACCAACCUGACUCUGAUGGCGAGUCUGACAUGAGCGAUAUUGCGGAGGAAACCCAACGAACCUCAGACGACCAGCCAACGACGAAGGGCCAAAGUCCAAUCACCGAACACGUGGAACGACCCAUACAUAGUCCAAGGACGACCACAGCAUAA
Alternaria arborescens is the source of this 4293-nucleotide messenger RNA. RefSeq lists its product as hypothetical. NCBI's taxonomy places the organism in Eukaryota, Fungi, Ascomycota, Dothideomycetes, Pleosporales, Pleosporaceae. The transcript has 3 exons. Gene Ontology annotation, biological process: regulation of ARF protein signal transduction. Gene Ontology annotation, molecular function: guanyl-nucleotide exchange factor activity. The record is from RefSeq and is a predicted model, not a curated record. Bases 1 to 4293 code for a protein of 1430 amino acids.